This is a messenger RNA of Phytophthora nicotianae INRA-310, 1918 nucleotides long. RefSeq lists its product as hypothetical. The record is from RefSeq and is a predicted model, not a curated record. Gene Ontology annotation, biological process: amino acid transmembrane transport. The transcript has a single exon. Gene Ontology annotation, molecular function: amino acid transmembrane transporter activity. NCBI's taxonomy places the organism in Eukaryota, Oomycota, Peronosporomycetes, Peronosporales, Peronosporaceae. Bases 207 to 1754 code for a protein of 515 amino acids. Gene Ontology annotation, cellular component: vacuolar membrane.
CUCACCUAGGAAAUGAGCCCCGACUAUGGAAAUCGAGCCGCUUUGGUGUUGAGACGCGCAAACGUUGACCAAGGCGGACGUAGACGUCGCCACGUGCAAUCGUACCCACGAGAGUAUUCUCUGUUUGGGGCAGUGAAAGCCACUCGAUCACCCCCAAAAGUUAUCGCGACGGACACUUUCGUUCGCCGUGUUUCCCGUUGCUCAGCAUGGCUGCGAUGACCCCGUCCGAGCCGCGUCGCUCGGCUUUCUUCACGCUCGAGGACGCCAAGAUCAGCUUCAGUAUCAUCUGCUGCAUCUGUGGCAUCGGCACGCUCGCUAUGCCCUCCAAUUUUGCCCGUGCCGGACCCGUAUACGGCACCAUUGCGAUGAGUUUUAUGGCCUUCGCGAAUAUAUACGCGACCGUGGCGCUGUCGCGCGUCAUCCUCGUCGCCCCUCCUUCCGUCCAGACGUUCAGCGACGUCGGCGAGUGGGUGCUCGGCAAGACCGGACGCUACCUCGUAAACGUGUCCCAAUUGCUCGUAUGUCUGCUUCUACCCUGCGCCUUCCUGGUUCUAGGUAGUACUCUACUCGAUGUGCUGUUCCCGGACUCGUUCAGCCAGAUCUUCUGGAUCAUUUUCAUGGCCGUCACGGCCGUGCCAGCCUGUUUGAUCCCGACGCUCAAAGCUGCAGCGACCGUGGCGUUCAUCGGAUGCAUGGGCACUAUUAUCGCUGACGUGGUAGGAGUCAGCGUCCUGGAGUGGGAAAUGAGCGGCCACCCGACGGCGCCGUCCCCCGACAUCUCGCUGCACCAGGUGCUCACGGCGUUCGGCAACCUGUCGCUCGCGUACGGUGUCGCCGUCUUGAUCCCGGACCUGCAGCGUCAGCACUCGCAGCCGAAGCGUAUGCCCCGCGUUAUUGUGGUUAGUCUAGGUAUCGGUUCAGCUUUCUUCCUGGCUGUGGCUAUCGCUGGAUACGUCGCCGGCGGCUGCCAGCUUUCGGCUAACCUGCUCUUCUCGAUCGUCAACAUUUCGGAUCCGUCGUCGCCGUCGGCGCUGGGUUUCGUCCCGAACCACGGCGCCGUCAUUAUGGCGUACAUGUUCAUGCACCUGCACGUCGUGAUUGUUCUGUCCACAGUUCUACAGCCGCCGUUCUACAUGGCCGAACGUCUCGUUCUUGGUAUGCACAAGGAUCCCGUCGCCGUCUCGAUCCCGGAGAAACCGGACGAGAACGACGGAUGGGAGGAGCUGCGCGACAAGCUGUCGACGAACGGCCCCGUGACCAGCGUCAACGAGCACGCCGCGAGAGACCUGGAGAGCAACGCCGACUCGGAUAUCGAUACGCUGUCGAACUCGGCGAAGCGCGAGCAGGAAGAGAAGGAGCACGACGAGGCCCAGCUCUCGGACUACAGCGGCUCGGCCAACGUGUUCCGCUACGUCACGCUGCGUCUCGUCAUCAUGGCGAUCCUAGUGGGGGCCGCCAUCGGCUUCCGUUCGCACUUCCUGGACCUCGUGGAUUUCACGGGCGCGUCUGCCAUCACCGUGUGCUGCCUGGUGCUGCCGCUUGUGUUCUACCUCAAGGUUUUCUGGCGCGAUCUGCCCAUGUACGAGCGCGUGGUGGCGGUCGUGGUGAUCGUCGUGUGCACCGUCGUGGGCUGCUACGUCAUGAUCGACGCCGGCAAGAACCUGUUCAACCCGGACUCGGACGGCGUCACGUUCCCGUACUGCCCGGCGGAACACCAGUCCGAGCCGUACUACGUGCGUAACUCAACGGCGUGAAUGGCCGGCGAUCGUCGACUUAAGACGGGAGAUCGUCGCAUUAAGUCAGGCGAUCGGAGAAUUAGGAGAGCAUUAGGCCAGAGCCAUGAUAGGUGUCUAUAAGCCUACUGGAGUUAAUCCAAUCCAUUUUGCAGGCCUUGUUGUUCCAGUCGAAGUUGAGGCAG